AAUGGCCAGAUCCAGCAUUAAAAGAUUCAAGUACUCCAAAGGACACCUAAGCCCGGUCUCCAGAAAGACAUCAUGUUAUUCCAGUGUCAAUUUUGGCCACGGAAACUACUCCCGCUAUAUCAACUGGGUCCUGAAGGAAGUCGUUCCAGAUAGCCACAUAGCAUCCCGCACCCUGUACAUCAUGAACAUGCUCAUCAACGACCUGUUCGAACGCAUUGCGACGGAAGCCCGCCACCUGAUGCAUUCCAGGAAUCGCUGCACUCUCACCCCACAAGAUAUCCAGAAGGCUGUGUAUCUGCUCCUGCCCAGAAAGCUGGCCAAAUACGCGGUGACUUUUGGAAGUGAAGCAGUCCAUAGAUUUGUCUGCUCCUAGCUACAGCCUGAU
Jaculus jaculus (lesser Egyptian jerboa) is the source of this 385-nucleotide messenger RNA. Its product is annotated as histone H2B variant L1-like. The transcript has a single exon. The record is from RefSeq and is a predicted model, not a curated record. Gene Ontology annotation, cellular component: nucleosome. Gene Ontology annotation, molecular function: DNA binding; protein heterodimerization activity; structural constituent of chromatin. The coding region runs from base 2 to 373 and encodes 123 amino acids. Gene Ontology annotation, biological process: nucleosome assembly. NCBI's taxonomy places the organism in Eukaryota, Metazoa, Chordata, Mammalia, Rodentia, Dipodidae.